UGUUUGUCGCGUCUUCUUUUUGUUUUGUUUGAUAUCUUCUUUUCUUGGCCGUCGGGAUACGUUCGAAAGUUUUUUAAUCGGUUCGGCGGACGUUUUGCUUUUUGAUGCAAGCCGACGGUGCGUUCCAGUUAGAAGAUAGAUAUUUGUUUUGCUCCGAAGACUUCAAAAAUUCAUUCAGACAGACGAUAUCAAUAAUAACUAAGAAGCGGAGAGAAUGCAGAAUGCCUUUUUUUGCAAUGUAUAAACUGAUUUUUAAUUAUUUAAAAUAACUCUAACAAAAACAAGGAAGAUAAUUUGAUGCUAUAUACUAAUAACCACUAAUCAGCAAUAUUUGUUGUUAUGUCAGUUACUACAAUAAACAAAAAAAUCUGACGCAUAUUAGUUAGACCAUCUCAUACACCAUGAUAAAAGUGUGAUCGUGUGGAGAAAUUGGAUAUAUUUGUUACCGUGAAAGACCGAAAUUGGUGUUUGUUGACAUACACAGAUUAAUGUCGACAAACGCCAAAUGAAUUGGUUAAAGACCGAAUAAUUCAGUCUUUACCGGUGUAUGUCGAGAAACACAUACAAGUUGAAGUCAGUAACGGCCGGACCAAACAGGCUUUUGUGUCGUUUAUUCACUUCGUUAUGAUUUGACUUGUCGCCAGUCUUACACAAAGUUCGAUCGAAAGCGAUAAAAUAAUUUGUACUUGAUGGCUACUGCAGUAAAUAGUGAUUAAUUUCUUGAAAUGUUAAAUUCCCUAAUAAGAAGUAAAUGUUUUUAUUUUUCUCAAGAAAGGUAUUCUAAAAUCGUUUCUGAAGUAAUUUCUGCUAAAAUUAACUGCAGUACUCCUUUAGAGUGCAAACGUUUAAGAUGUUUUGACAUUUUAAGUUAGUGGCGAACAAAAGUUAAUACCAGGAGAAACGAAGGUCUAGUAUUAUGUUCUACACGAAGACUUGUUUUACGAAACUCACAAAAUUCAUGCUUAAAGAAUUGCAAGUUAAAUAAGAACAUAUUACCUAUGAAGUCGUAAUGCUCUGUUUAGAUUUGUAUAAAUGGUGUCAAAUGAAGCACAGUGCCUCUAAAAAGCUUAAAACCAAUGGUGAGUUCCGAAUUAAACUCUAGAUAUCAAGAAUUGAUAGACUUGCAAUGACACAGCGAUGGCGAUUGCAAACUUAUAAUGGUAUACCAAGAUCAUUUGACCAAUUUUACGACCGUUAAAAACAAAGAAAGCGGAAGAAGUAGCAUAUCACCUUUUUCCAUUUUUUAAAAUAUUUUGUGCAUCUGCAUUUUGUUCAGUAACCAAGUCGCCAAACCAAACACAACGCUGAGUUGAAAGAGUCAAUCAGAGUAUACAGAAUUUGUUAACUGCAUGGAUGCACGAUAUUGAUUCAAAUAAAUUGUCAGAGGGGCUGUCCUUUGUACCUUUGUACCAAAAACAAAAGUUAUUAUGAACGAAUACACCAGAGUCCAUAUGAAGCUUUGUUUGGCGAUAAACCAAAAAGAGGGAUAGCGUUGACAUCUCUCCUCAAGCAGCAAAUUCCAAAUAUUGAAACGGAGAAACAGAUAAAAGUUUAUUCUAGUACUUGUGAAGAAAAUGUGUUUUAGUUGUAAGUGACAAGGAUGACUAAAAUACCAUUUACACCAUUCCACCGUCACCUCAUGUAUUAACUAAUCCGCAAUCCAGGACGUCCUGAUCUGAACCGACCACGUUUUCAACUCAAACAUUGACUGAUCUUCAACCGAUUACGUCUGACUAGGUGCACGAGCUUAUCAAUUCAAAAAGAGUAGCUGCAAAAGAGCAUCUACUACCCCAAGCAACAUAAAAGUUGCGAACUUAAAAAAAAAUGUUUUCUGCGGUCGAAAUUGGUGAUACCGUAAGAACUAAGUCCCUGAUCUCUCAAAUUUGUUCGCCAAUUGUUGUUGGAAUAAAGGAUUCUUAUAAAUUGGCAAGCAAAUAUGGCACCUUGGCAGCUUUUAACCCGUAGUCAAUUUACAAUUUGUAAAGAGUUUUAAAAGACACUUGUUUAAGACGUUUGAAAAAUAUGGUGAAGAAACUUAAGAGAAGUCGAACGCAUCACAGGCUCUUUCGUGUUCUUUGAGUCUAGUUGAUAUUUUUCGUCCGGUCUCUCAAAUGGAAUUUUGUCUUUGACGGAUCGAAGAUGUUGAGAGAUUUUUGGACAAGUGGUAAAUCUGGUUUUGACGUUAUACUUCUUUAGAACUUUUGAUAUUUGGCAUUGAUGUUUUGAAUGUAAGGAAGGACCACAGUGGCAAGUGUAGGAUUGCUUUCGGAACGCUUAAUAUCUUUAAUUUGGAAAUUAUUGGAGAGAAGAGCAUUGGUAUGGUGACUGACAUUAGCUUCGACAUUUCCGGAGGGGUGGUUAAAACGCCGCACAGUAGGUGUAGUGAUGAUGCCUCCCCGUUGGCCGUCUAAACAGCCGCCGUUCGUAUCACUUUGUACAACCCGGAAGCGUAAAUUUAGCGAUCGAGAUCGUGCGGCGUCAUCAUGAGUAGCAGCAAAGAGCAGCAGCGUCAUAUCUUCGAUCGAAAUUCGCCCCGACCUCCGGUACCCGGAGAGGAAAAAUCGCAUUUCUUGUCGGAUUGGGGCUCGUCCACUAUUGCCCAGCAUCCACCGUGCGAGGACCUCGACUGCGGCAAGUUCGUCAAGCCCGCUUCACCCCCCUUGCCGAAGCGAAGUUGUUCGUUUCGGAACGACUCCUUAACCACCGGUCACACGUCGGAUAGUACUAGUGCUUCCUGGUCGCAGCAGUCUUUCCAGCAGCAACCAUCGUCUUCCGGCAGGCCGCAGACCCGCCAUCACUCUCCUCCUCCACCGUCGUGCCUGAAAUGGGCGCAUUCCUUGCAGGACCUCCUGCAGGACGGAGACGGAGUCAAAUUGUUUCGGCAUUACCUCGAGACCGAGGGCAAGUACCACGCGGACGCUCUGGACUUUUGGUUCGCCUGCGAGGGCCUCAGGAAGCAGGACGGUCCCGACAAGAUACAGCAGCUAGUUAAAGUUAUUUAUAAGAAAUUUUUCGUCAAAUCCGCUCUUCCGAUAUCCGAAGAACUGAGGAGGGAAAUUGGAAUAAACGUUAAGUCUUCCCAGUGCCUUGAGCCUCCCGUGACGCUCUUCGACGACGCCCAAGCUCAAGUGGAGCGUCUCAUUGUGAACACCACUUAUCCUAAUUUUAUAAAAAGCGACGUGUACCUGCAAUAUUUAGAGAAUGCCCAGACGUCGAGUAGCAGUAACGACGAGCAAGUAAACGAUUUCAGUAACGACCUGUCCAGCCAUGCCAACGGUCCGAACCCUUUGCCCACCCUGCACGAAGAUAAAGAACUGAUCAUGCACCCGCCCAUCCAUAUCAGUCACACUUCCGGGAGUGUAAGCAUCGGAUACCACACUCCAAACUUAUCCGGCGCCCCCAUGCGUUUGACCAGAGACCACCUGCUGCUGUCCCAGAACCGACGUGCCAUCGACAAGACCAAAUCGGAAACUUUCGUCAGUAUGUUUAUGAAUCGGGGCAUGACGGGGUCUCACGCUGCUUACAACUCGUAUAAUCCGGUCUCGAGGCAGGACAGCGAGCUGCACAGUUUGAGCAGUCACUCUGACGCGCGUACCGACUCAGACAACCUGUCCAUGACCGACAGUUCUGUCGAUGGGCGUUCCCUGGUCCGGACGUCACGACGUCAAGCGGCGGUGAACCGCGAGGCGCACAUGAACCAAAUCGUGAUACCCCGCACCAAGAGGAUUGACAAGUUGCAAUGUCAGCCUAUGGACGUGGAUCAGUUCGCCGCCAUUUUGUUCGAGAAGCUGGAAAUGGUCAAGAAGGAGCGGGAGACCAUGGAACUGAUCGAGAAAUUGAAAUUGGAAGAGAGCGAAUCGUUGAGCAGCGACCUUAAAAAACUGUUGGACGACGAAAACGACCAAUCAAUACUAGACGACCAUGUCUCGAUGGUAUUUCCCGACACUCCUGUCAGAUCGCCGGGGAUCGCUUCUCCUAAAAGGAACAGACAUCUGCAGAGCUCCAGACGCAGAAAGGACGGUUCGAUAUUCAGCAGCGAUUCGGGUAACGUGCACGAUUUCGCCGACGGAGGGUCGGAACACAAACUGGGCGUGGUCAAGUCGAAGAGCAUGCCCGAGUAUCCGGACGAUAGGUUCGCAAGGGGAGCGGUUGGCAGGAGGUCGUCGAAAAAGACGUUGGCCGACCUGACCGACAGCGGGGUGUCGGUGGUGUCAGACACGUGUCCCGCCUCCGCGCCCGCCAAGGACAGCAGGGUGCUCGCGUGGAUCAUGCAGGCCGACCCGAGUGGGCGGGGCGCGGGACACACUCACAGCGAGAUGUCAAUGAGACACCGCAGCGCUCACCGGACCGCCGGCAGCGCCACUUCGCCCAUUGCUGCCAGGCACAGAAAAGGUUUUGGUUCGCGUUCAAGUUCAGUCGAACGGAGUAGCGUCGGUAGGACCGCUCUCGGACCGGCCCAACCCUUCGUGGCCGACCCCAGCAUGCCGCCAUUACCCUUACCCAAUACCGACAUUCAAUUGGAGGAGACCAGCAGACGUUUACUCAUGGAAGUCGACAACAAAGGCAAACUCAGACAACGAACGUCGAACAGGCACCACCCUGAUUUAGCUCAAAGCGGCCAAUCAACGUUGAGAAAGUCGCAACGGGGUCGGCAGCCUGCUGACGAGGUGACCACCACCGUUGUGUUUUCGUUUUGCGACGAACAAUUUCCGUAUCGGACGAAAAUUCCGGGCAGCCACGUGACUCUCAAACAGUUCAAAGACUAUUUACCGAAGAAAGGGAACUACAGAUUCUUCUUCAAGACUGUUUGCGAGGAUCUCGGCAACCAAGUUAUACAAGAGGAGGUAAGCAACGACGGAGACGUACUUCCUUUGUGGGAGGGCAAAAUCAUGGCUCAGGUGAAGCCCGUCGACUGAUACUUUUUUAAAUUUUCAUAAGCCGAUAGAAGAUAAGGACCGCUCGCAAGAUUUCGGGAAGCGUCGGUAAAUCUCUAAAGUUUCGGUGUAGAUUUACGCGACACAAUUUUAAGUUUGCCUAAAAAUGCUUUUCGGUCCAUAUUUAAGGGUUGUUCAGUCUCUAUGAGUAAUAUUCACAAAUCCAGAUUCAAAGUAGAUGCUACAAAGUCCAAAUAUGCAGUGUGAUUCACUUUAUAUUAGGGUUUCAAAAAGAUUUGCUUCUUUCUGGAAUAUGUAAAGUUUUAUUAUGGGUACUUUUAAAAAUUCCUUUCAUUUUAUACAGGUUGUCCCAAAAGUGUUAAAAUGUAACCAAGUUACAUUUCUCAAAUUAAUAACAAGUGUUUCAGGUAUGUGAAUUAUAAAAGGCUUUCCAUAUUAUAAAUGGUUGUCAAAAAUCUGUUCUGAUUUACUAAGAACGCCAUAUUUUUUAGCUUACUGGGGAAUGUACUUUUUACUUAUUUUUUAUUUUACAUUACAUAUAGCUUACUAUUCGUGUUUUGACAGAAUCCGUGAAAUUAACAUUAAGUUCUAGUUUGUUUAUUGGAUAGUCUGUGAAUUUAGAUAUUAAGAUCUUAAGAGUUACAACUUGUGACAUGAUUCAAAACCAGGUUCAACAACUAGUUGGUACUAUAAACAAUAAAAUGCAUAGUGAUAAAUAAUAUUAUUUAUUAUCCAGACUACAACGGCAAACUAACUUAUAAAAACAACCAAUUUUCAAAAUGUCUACAAACUGUUGCUAAUUCUGGAUAACAUUUGCGUUAUUACAGUGUUUCCAUCAAAAUAAGUGUAGUGGUGCUAAGUCUGGAGAUCUGUGAGACCCAUUUCAAAACACAUUUCUUCCAAUCCUACUGAUUUCAAAAUUUGGUGAACUGCCCAAUGAUAAUGAGUUGUUCUAAUGUGUUAAACAUUACAAAAAAUAAUACACCUAUAGCGCAGUAAGACAAAACUGACAGCUAUAAUAAUUAUUUUUAUUUUCAAAACACCAAUUAGCGUCAAAAAUUUCGCGUAUAGUUAAGACAGGUUAAAUCAUUCGAUGGGUAAUUGAAAAGUACAAAGUUAAAAAUAUGGCGUUCCAUUUCAAUUAAUCAAGUUACAGCCAGAAGUUAUAUUUUGCGCACCUUGUAUAUGCGAAGUUGUUUAUAAUACCAAUCGGAUGUAAAAUAUGGUCUAUGGUUACAGUGAACCCUGACAUAAUUUAAAUAUUUUUGAUAUAUUUGAGAAUUAUUAUUAUUAUGUUAUUACUUAUUUUGAUCGUAGAAUCUGUAUUGUAUGGAAGUAAUUAUAGAAAGUAACCCUAAUAGGACAUUACACUUACAAAAGUUAUAUUUCGAAAAACUUAGCGUGAAUAUCAUUGUACAUAUUGGACAUAUUCUUUUCGUUGAUCUUAUGCAUUCAAACUUUCCGAAUCAGUGUUGCAAACGUAAAAGUAUAUAUGUUGUCAAUAAUCAAAUGAACGUCGGAAGAAGUGCCUUCAAACAUUCGAAAUGUUUAGUUUUUGGCGCCAUUAGCAAUACAUUUAGACAAUCACUCCCUUAUAUUAACACGGUUUUCAGAAAAUAAAAAGCAACCCGGCAGCUGUCUUAACGUUUGACAACUUUACGUUGAUAAUGGUGGAUUCACGCACGUGUUAACAAAACAACAGUUUAUUUAGUUAAUUCAUUAAAAAUCAAUGGCGCGUACUCACUUGCCAAUAGAAAAUAAUCCAAAAAAAAUUUGGUUGUACGUGAUUGAUUUUGUUGGUAAUAAAUUCAAACACAAAUUGAAACACAACAGCCUGAACAGACAUGUUCGUGACGCACAUGCGCAUAUUUGAUUGGACGUAAGAAAUUAAUGAAAAGUUACAUGUCCUUAAUCAAAACACUAAUUAAAGGACCAUUUAAAUUUUUAAUUUUAAAUUAGUGUAAAUUUUUAUGGAUACUUGCGUAAAUCCCCCAUAAGUCACGAUUUAGCUUGUCUGGCCGUUGUAACCUCCCCAGCGAAUGCAAAAAAACUUGUUUUUUUUUAAUGAAUUUCACCCGACUUUAAUGAAAUUUUAGUAUGUUAUAGAACUAGUUCACUUUUUUUAGAAGACAAGAUGAUGUAACUAGAAUAUGUUCAUUUUUCGUUUUUCCUUUUAUAUGUAUGAACUUUUUAUUAUUGAAUUUUUUAAAAUGAAAUUGACACGGAUAUCGCCUUUAACUCUUUAUUUAUUUUUUUCGCAAAAUGGAAAAAAUCAAAUAAUUAUUUGGGUAUUGUUAGGCGUUAACGUUCAAAGUAAUGAGUCGGAAAUUUUAUUUUUACUGCUAUGAAACAAGAUUUUACGAAAGUAUCACCUGUUAUUCAUAUAAGUUUUAAGUUAUGGUAAAAUAAUAAUUGUAGUAAUAGUAAAGAAUGUCGAAAGCUCUCUGUUUUGUGCAAUAGCUCCGAAAGUCAACAAAAAAUAAAAUAAUAGGUUUUAGCUUAAUAAGGCAAAUUUUUGAAGAAUAAGUUAAAAUUUCUGACUUAGUCAGAAUUUCCGUGUCAGGUCAGAAAAACAGUCAUAAUUUCUGGAAAACAAGUGAGAAUUUUUAACAUGGUUUUCACAGAAACGAAGCAAAUUGAAUCAUCAGAUAUAUAAGGUGAUUUAUAAAUAAUUUGGAAUCUAACUGGAGGCAGACACCAAAAUAUUAUGAAAUUCCAACAUUGUAUUUGAUUUUUUUUAUUAUUAUUACCAAAAUUGUUAUUGUUAAAUAUUUUUUUUAAUGCUCUCCUCUUAUCUUUUAAGUAUUGGAAAGAAUACCUUGAAUUAUAUAAGUGUAAAUAAAUCAAAAACCGAUUUAGCUCACAAAUUAUAACUUAUAUUACAAAAAUUUUGACUUAUUUUCCGACUUUUUUUUUCAGAAAAUUUGACAGCUCAUAAAUUUUGACUUCGCGUUUAAUAAAUAAAACCUAUCUUUAUGUUUUUUUGGUCUGAGAAUAAAAUAACUUUUGACACGUUGGAAAAUAAUUAUUGACGUUACUUAUACACAAAAAGAAUAAUUUAAACUUAGAUAAAGUACCUUCUAUGAAACUGCAUUGACAUAGUAAAAUAAUAAUUAAUUUAUUUAAUAUUGAGAAAUUGAAAGAAAAAACAAAAUAAUUUUCUGUUUUUUAAUCUUUAUUUAAUCCACCGCAACAUACUAAAACUUCAUUAAAUUCUCAUGCAUUUCUGCGGGGUUCUUUUUUUUUUAAUUUUAUUUAAAUUACUUCAGUAUUGUAAUUGCGUUUGUAAUUUUUAUUUUAACUAAUUUGAUUAAAUUUAGAGUUACGAAGCUUUGCUUAGUCGAUUUUUGAGAUUGUGUUGUAUUCUUUUGAUUAGUCAUGAGUAUGAUUUUAUUUUUGUCGGUUUAAAACGACAUUAUUUCCGCUCCAUUAUUUCUAAAUAGCGCGUAGUAUAAUUAAAAAACAUACCUCAGUCCUUUAUUUAACGCGGAUGGAGAAAAUCGUCGGGUUUUUCUAUCGUUAGGCUAGUUGCCUGUAAAUUUUUUACUUAAUUUGCGAUAGUUUUCGUUUAAUCGUUAGAACUGAUUUUACGUAGCGUUUAAUUUUGGCGAAGUUGGACGGGUCGGACCUACCAUUUUAUUUUUAUUAUUUAUUUUCAUUGCGGCGACUCGGUCGGCACGACCCUCUUCCAAUUUUACCGGAACACCCUUUCUUAUUUUUAGUGUAUCAUACGGUUAGUUGUCGACGUGUGGAUAACUUAUCCUCCUUUUUUUAACAACAAAAAUACUUAUUUUUUAUAUAAUAAACGGUAUUUUCUAAUCGACGGUAAAAAUUAACGCAGUAUUUUUUUAAUAGUAAAAUUAAAAUUCGACGUUUUUGUUGCCGCGAUAAUUUUGAUAUCGAAAGUUUGUCAUUUCGAAAUACUGUGCACCUUUUCGUUUGUAUUUUGU
Messenger RNA from Cylas formicarius (sweet potato weevil), 8845 nucleotides. It is a transcript of the gene Axn, whose product is annotated as axin. NCBI's taxonomy places the organism in Eukaryota, Metazoa, Arthropoda, Insecta, Coleoptera, Brentidae. The transcript has 14 exons. Gene Ontology annotation, biological process: negative regulation of canonical Wnt signaling pathway. Bases 2484 to 4916 code for a protein of 810 amino acids. The record is from RefSeq and is a predicted model, not a curated record.